CCUCUCAUCUUCAUCGGCAAAUUAAGGCAAACUGGAGGAGAAUCAAAACUUCCUUCUUUCACCACCGUUCCCAUGGCCUUCUCUCGGCGGCGCCACCACCAUUAUAGCCGUAGACGGUGGCUAAUCCCGGCCAUCUCUGCUGCCUUUGGUUUUCUUCUCAUAUUUAUCUUUUUCCUCUCCAUUCUCGCUCCUUCUCCAAAUGGCAAUCGUCUUUUUCAUCUUCCCCGUCGCCGUUCCUCUGGAGACAAUGAUGCUGAUAAUGAGAUUGAAGAUUCUCAAUCUCAUGUUCCGAUCAAGGCCGGAUCAGGAGGAGUAUCCGAUCGGGAUAUCUGGAGUUCCAGAAAUUCCAAGUUCUUUUAUGGAUGCAGUAAUGCUAGCAACGAAUUCCUAAAAGCACAGGACAUCACUCAUCCAAAUCGUUACUUGUCGAUUGUAACAAGCGGAGGUCUUAACCAACAAAGAACCGGGAUAACUGAUGCUGUUGUUGCUGCUCGCAUUUUAAAUGCUACUCUUGUUGUUCCGAAGCUGGACAAGAGUUCUUACUGGAAAGACUCAAGCGGCUUCUCUGAUAUUUUCGAUGUUGAUUGGUUUAUAAAAUAUCUAGCAAAAGAUGUUUCAAUUGUAAAGGAACUACCACUCAGAAGAGGACAGAUCUGGUCACCUUAUCGAAUGCGAGUUCCUAGAAAGUGCACUGACCGUUGCUAUAUAAACCGUGUAUUGCCUGUACUUAACAAGAAACAUGCUGUACAGAUCACCAAGUUUGACUAUCGACUUGCAAAUAAGCUGGAUACAGAUUUGCAAAAGCUUAGAUGCAGAGUUAAUUAUCAUGCAUUGAAAUUUGCUGACCCUAUACUUCGAAUGGGUGAGAAAUUGGUCCAGCGAAUGAGGAUGAGGAGCAGCCAUUUUAUCGCUCUUCACCUAAGGUUUGAACCCGAUAUGCUUGCAUUCUCAGGAUGCUACUAUGGAGGGGGAGAUAAGGAGAGGAGAGAACUGGGGAAGAUACGGAAGAAGUGGAAAACUUUACAUGACAGUGACCCAGAUAAGGCAAGGAGGCAUGGAAGAUGCCCUCUAACUCCUGAAGAAGUCGGCUUGAUGCUGAGAUCACUUGGAUAUGGCGAAGAUGUUCAUAUAUAUGUAGCAUCCGGUGAAAUAUACGGAGGAGAAGAGACAUUAACUCCAUUGAAAGCCCUCUUUCCAAACUUCCACACAAAGGACACCCUUGCCACCAAGGAUGAGUUAGAACCAUUUUCUGCGUUUUCGUCUAGAAUGGCCGCUCUUGACUUCAUAGUUUGUGAUGAAAGUGAUGUAUUUGUCACUAACAACCACGGAAACAUGGCGAAAAUUUUAGCAGGGAGAAGGUCUGCCGCUUCCCUUUCUGAUAUUUCAACUUUGUUGUGCAAUUGGUACUCUGGAAAGUCACGGGUUCAAGCCGUGGAAACAGCUUCUUACAGAAAUGCAGGGAGAUAUUUUGGUCAUAAGCCUACCAUUCGCCCGAAUGGUAGGAAACUAUAUCGCUUGUUUUUAAACAGAAAUUACAUGACAGAGAAGGAAUUUGUAUAUAGAGUUGGUAAAUAUCAGAGAGGUUUCAUGGGGGAGCCAAAGGAGGUUGGGCCAAGCUGGGGUGUGUUUCAUGAAAAUCCAUCUUCAUGCAUAUGCGAGAAAGUAGAUAAUGCUACAGUAGAGAUUUCGCAUAGUACCUCUCGACUUGAAACUUCGCCUAAGGUAACAAGUAAUGACUAUGACACUGACAUAUCGGAGAAUCCGGAGUUGGACAUGUUGCUUUCAGAUUGAGAAAGUAUCGACAAGAGCUUUUCAAGAGAGUACUUUUGCUUUACAUACACCAUUCUUUUGAGCCUUGAUCAGAUCUUCAACAAGUGCAAUUUUGAAACAUGCUUUGGCCGCAGUUUGGUUGGCUUCUGAAGCCUUGGCAUGACUAUAUUGCGGGCCUUGAAUUCAGAAUGAUUAGGAUUUGAAGAAGCUCCAACAGUCAUUUGUUUCAGCUACUGGAAUAUCGCUGAUUGUUAAAAACCAACUGCUGCUGAGGCAGAUCCAGACGGGUUCAACCUUUAGCUUCUUACCACGGAACUCAAUCUACUUUUGAAAUUAUGGUUUCAGAGUUUCAUAUUUGUUACGUUUUUGAUGAUUUUUCAUAUGUCUAUAUCUAUAAUACGUGUCGAAAUCCACUUGAAUUGGCAAAUGUUGUGAGUGGAUGAGCAUUGGAGUCCGACUAUAUCCGGAUUCGCACCGGGUAGGACCCCAUUCAGAGGUAAGCGCUCUCUACCAAGAAUUUUUUUCAUACCCAGAGCUCGAACCCGAGAACUCUGGUUAAGGGA
This is a messenger RNA of Nicotiana tabacum (common tobacco), 2333 nucleotides long. Its product is annotated as O-fucosyltransferase 16-like. NCBI's taxonomy places the organism in Eukaryota, Viridiplantae, Streptophyta, Magnoliopsida, Solanales, Solanaceae. The record is from RefSeq and is a predicted model, not a curated record.